Messenger RNA from Drechmeria coniospora, 1122 nucleotides. Its product is annotated as pre-mRNA splicing factor syf2. The transcript has a single exon. Lineage: Eukaryota; Fungi; Ascomycota; Sordariomycetes; Hypocreales; Ophiocordycipitaceae. Gene Ontology annotation, cellular component: catalytic step 2 spliceosome; post-mRNA release spliceosomal complex; Prp19 complex. The record is from RefSeq and is a predicted model, not a curated record. Bases 1 to 1122 code for a protein of 373 amino acids.
AUGGCCCCUCCGACGAAGAAGCGACGAACACGCGCCGCGGCAGCGGCCGAAGCCGCGACAGAAGAAGGGUCGGCGGCGGCGGAAGCAGCGGCAAUGCCAGAGGUGAAUGAGCAGCAAGAACGCGAGGCCGAGAACGAGAAGGUGGCGGCCAAGGUCCCGGCGAAGCGGAAGGCGAAGGGCAAAAAAAAUCAGACGUCGGAGGCUGCGCCUUCGGAGGUCGCCAUGGAGGCAACCAAUGAGAGAGAAGCGGCGGCUCAGAGAGAGCCAUCUCCGCCCAAGGUGGCCAUCGCGGAGCCCUUGGCCGAAGCGGCUGCGGAAACGGUCAUGGACGAAACGACAAUCCAGAGGGCGGCGGAAUCUCCUGGCGCGGCCGAAGUUGCCGCCAAAGCCAAAGAACGCAUGGCUCGCUUCAAGUCCCUCCAGGCCCGGGCCAAGAGCUCCUCGGAAACGAACUUCAAGGAGGCGACAAAGGAGUCCCAGCGACUGGCCAGCGACCCGAGCAAGCUGACGGCCCUCCAUCGCAAGCGCGCCAUCGCCUCGCACAAGCUUCUCAAAGCCGACGUCGAAGAGGCGGGCGAGGACUUUGAGCGCAAGCGUGCCUGGGACUGGACCGUGGACGAGAGCGACAAGUGGGACAAGCGCAUGAGGAAGAAGGGAUCCCAUCGCGACAACAACGCCUUCGCCGACGACCACCAGGAGAGCAACAAGGUCUACAAGCGGCAGCUGCAAAACAUACAACCAGACUUGGAGCAGUACGGGAAGCAACGGAUGGCGGCCAUCGAGAAGGCGGCCGCCUCGGGCGGCCUCGACAUCGUCGAGACGGACGACGGCGAGCUCAUCGCCAUCGACAAGGACGGAUCCUUCUACUCGACGGCCGACACGACCUCGUUUGCCCAGAACAAACCCGACAAGGCGGCUGUCGACCGUCUGGUGGCGGACAUGAAGCGCGCCGAGGAGCAGAGGCUGAAGAAGAGGAGGGAGCGGAUGGCCAAGAACGGCGACGACGGCGACAUCACCUACAUCAACGAGAAGAACAAGCAGUUCAACCAGAAGCUCAGCCGCUUCUACGACAAGUACACGGCAGACAUCCGGGACAGCUUCGAGCGGGGCACGAGGAUAUAG